This is a messenger RNA of Phyllostomus discolor (pale spear-nosed bat), 466 nucleotides long. RefSeq names its product NADH dehydrogenase [ubiquinone] 1 beta subcomplex subunit 3-like. Gene Ontology annotation, biological process: mitochondrial respiratory chain complex I assembly; electron transport chain. NCBI's taxonomy places the organism in Eukaryota, Metazoa, Chordata, Mammalia, Chiroptera, Phyllostomidae. The record is from RefSeq and is a predicted model, not a curated record. The transcript is spliced from 2 exons. Gene Ontology annotation, cellular component: mitochondrion. Bases 1 to 327 code for a protein of 108 amino acids.
AUGUCGGUCAGAUUGCUGUCAGACAAGGCCCAUGGACAUGAACAUGGACAUGAACAUAGUCACAGUAAAAUGGAACUUCCAGAUUAUAAACAAUGGAAGAUAGAAGGGACACCGUUAGAAAUCGUACAGGAGAAGCUGGCUGCACGAGGGCUAAGGGAUCCAUGGGCCCACAAUGAAGCCUGGAGAUACAUGCGUGGCUUUGCAAACAAUGUUUCCUUUGUUGGUGCAAUAUUGAAAGGAUUCAAAUGGGGAUUUGCUGCAUUUGUGGUAGCUGUAGGGGCUGAAUAUUACCUGGGGUCCCAGAAUAAAGACAACAAGCAUCACUGAAGAUAAUAUCUGGAAGUACCUUAGUGGCUUCUUAAUUCUCAUAAAAACAAGAUUUCUUUACUGUAGCCUACUCAUCUACGUGUUUGUCCAUUAAAGAAUAUUAGUAAGAUUUAAUAAAGAAUACAUAUGCCAAAAAAAA